AUGUCUCUUGUCAGCUCUCAUCGCGCCGCCGCCGUCGCGCCAUCUGCGAGACCAAGGACCCUGCUGCUUUCGAGGACUGGAUCGGAUGAGCGAGGUUGGGAUACCAAGAGUCGAAACAUGCAGCUCAAGGAUGAUUGGCCAGCAAGCUAUACCUUCGGAAACACAACAGCUUGGGAGUCUGAGAAUGACUGGCCCAUUGCUGAGUUGAUGGCGGACAUGCACCAGGCGCUGGAUCGGCUGGAAUGCCCAAGCGCUGGAGACAAGAGUUCGAGUAGAGGUUUUAUUCCGCGGCAUGAUCUUACAACCAAAUUGUCGCGCUCUCUCCCAUCAACAUUUGAGUCCUCACCGGAAUCAUGGAGUCCAGCACCGCGAAACUAUGGACCCCCACCACCACCAUCAUAUGAUGAAUCGAUUGCAGACAUGCCCCCAGACUACACUUCCACCGAUGCGCCAGCCUUUGCGAAAACGCUUGAUUACUUACCAUUCCCUUCUUUGCGCGCUUCAUUAUCCUCUAGUGUCAAUGGUUUGCGCAAACGCAACAUUUCAUCUCCAACGUCUUCAUUCUUCCUCGAUGUGAAAUCUCCAUAUGUAGACAUCGACUUUGGCUACAGUGACACCGGCAUCAGAUCGCAUGCAAAGAAGAGCAAGAAAGCAGCAGCCACUAAGAAACCUGCGGCAGCAGCUGCACCAGUAGACGAAGGCAACAAGGGAGAGGAAGCUGGUGGUGGCGACAAUGGUGGGUGUGACCCGCCUGCAGAUAGCGGGGCUGGAGGCGAUGGUGGCGACGGUGAUAAGGGGAAGAAAAAGACCAAAAAGGAGAAGGAGGAAGAGGAGCGCUUAAAGAAAGAGGAGGAGGAGCGUGUGAAAAAAGAGGAGGAAGAGCGCCUGGCCAAGGAAGAAGAGGAGCGCUUGCAAAAGGAGGAGGAAGAGCGUCUUGCAAAGGAGGCUGAAGAAGAGGCCGAGCGCAAGAAGAAGGAAGAGGAAGAAGCGGCCGCUGCAGCUGCAGCGAAACCGUCGAUACUAAGUGCCACCUCAGGCUUGAGCUGGGGGAAGGAACCAGCUUCAAACACAGACGACUGGGCUGCGUUUGGUGCGGGCGCUCCCGGCAAGAAGAAGAAGGGCAAAAAGGGGAAGACGGCCGAGCCCGCACCCCCGCCUCCUCCUGAUCCUCCAGCGGAACCGCCAACAACAUUCGACGACAUCAACCUGGACGAGGCAAGUGCACCAAAGAUUGACAUGAAUUUCGGUGACACGGGCGCAACUAAACCUGGAUUUGGACUCCCUGGGCUUGGCAAUUGGACUUCUGGUUGGGGCUCGUCGAAUAAAGACACGAAUGCAGAAGGCGACAACCCCUGGGGUUCCUCAGAUAAGAAGAAGAAGGAGGAUGGAUUCGACUUCGACUUCGAUGCAUUUAAGAACCCGCCAGCUGAAGAGAAGCCAGCUGAAGAUGACGGAUGGGGCGGCUUAGGUGCUACAACGAAGAGCAAGAAGAAGAGCAAGAAAGGGGCAUUGAUUGAUGACAGUGUACCGGAAGUUCCUCCCCCUCCUCCACCACCAGAGCCUGAAAAGAAAGAGGAGGACGACUCAUGGGGAGCAUUCAACUUUGGUGGCACCGCAAAGGACAAGAAGAAAAAGAAGAAGGGCGUACUUGAGGAGGAGCCCCCGCCACCUGAGCCAGAGCCGGAGCCUGAACCCGUACCCGAACCUGAGCCGGAACCUGAACCUCCGAAGGUGGAGGUAGAUCCUUAUGCGGGGCUUAGUAAGUCACAGGCGAAGAAGCUAAAGGCCAAGUUGGACAAAGAGGCGAAGUUGAAGGAAGAGGAAGAUGCGAAGCGCCAGAAAGAGGAAGAGGAGGCUGCUGAGAUCAGGCGACAGGAGGAAGAAGAGGCAGAACGGAUACGCCUAGAAGAGGAGGAAGCCGAAUUGAAGAAGAUGGAGGAAGAGGAAGCCGCCGCCGCCGCUGCUGAAGCCGAGAAGAGCAAGAAGAAGGAAGACGACCCCUGGGGCGAUUGGGGCGGUGCAGCUCCGACCGUCAAAAAGAAGAAGAAGGGCAAGAAAGGUGUAGAGGAAGACCUUCCGCCACCUCCACCACCACCUCCUCCCGAGCCCGAAGCCGAGCCCGAGCCCGAGCCUACUCUCGAGGACAAGCCAGCUGAACCCUGGGACGAUUGGGGCUCGGCAGCUCCUAUCACCAAGAAAGGUAAGAAAAGCAAGAAGGGCGUCAUUACUGAACCGAUCGUCGAGGAGCCGCCGCCACCGCCAGAACCGGAGCCUUCCCCACCACCAGAAGAAGAGAAGGGCUCUGACUGGGGUCUGAGUUCGAUAUGGGGUGGAUCGAAGAAGAAGAAGAAGAACCACUCUGUUGAAUUAGACUCAAUUCCCGCACAUUCACCAGAGCCCAUAAUCGAAGAACUCGCUUCUGUUCAUCAACCCGAAGACGUUGAAGAGCCCAAGGAAGAUGAAUCCGACGACUGGGGCGCGCCAUCUUGGAGCAAGAAGAAGAAGAAGGAUCCAAAGAAGGAUGCGCCGGUAGAAGUCAUUGAGGACACGAUAACACCUGUUCAAAAGCCCGAUGAGGAUGAUCCUUGGGGUAGUGCAGCCUUCAACAUCGGCAAGAAAGCAAAGAAGGGCAAAAAGGGGCUUGUUCCGCCGAACGUGCCAACACCCCCAGGAGAGUUUGAUUCAGAGUUUCCUGCACCGAAAGAAAUCGAAGCUCCUCCGCCAGCCGAAGAUGAAGAUAUUUGGGGCGCUGCUGCUACGACAACGACAAAGAAGAAGGGGAAGACCGUGGGCAGUCUUCUCGGCAAAUUUGAGCCCCAAGAUCCUGUCCCAAAGCCGGCAAACGACACUUUCGAGGAUCUUAUCUCGCUUGACGAUCCACCACCAGCUGAGGAACCAGUUGUGGAAGAAGCGCCGGUCGAAGAGAAGAAGAAGAGCAAGAAAGAUAAAGAGAGCACAAAGUCGAGCAGCAUAUGGGGCUCUUUGGGUGGCUCGUCCAAGGCGCCUAAGAAGGAGUCUACCUUGGAGAAGAGAGCACGUGAGAAGCGUGAGAAGAAGGAGCGAGAGGAACAAGAGCGUCUAGAGAGGGAGGCUGCUGAGAAAGAGGAGGAAGAGCGUCUCGCUCGUGAAGCUGAAGAGGCGGCCGCGGCUGAACAAGCGCGUAUUGAGGCCGAGGAAGCCGAGGCAGCACGUAUAGCGGAAGAAGAGCGUCUAGAGGAAGAGAAGAAGCGAGAAGAAGAGUCAGCAGCAUCGAAGCUCGCAGGUUGGGGUGCAAGCAUUUGGGGCGGAGGAAAGAAGAAGGAGACGCCUAGAGAGAAGAGAGCUCGUGAGAAGAAAGAGGAAGAAGAGCGUUUGGCCAAAGCAGCUGCUGAACAAGCAGAGAGGGAGCGCCUCGAGCGUGAAGAAGAAGAGCGUCUUCAGCGCGAAGAAGAGGAACGACUGGAACAGGAACGUCUUGAGCGUGAAGAGCAGGAACGCAUCGCGGCAGAAGAAGCCGAGCGUGCUGCUGAAGAAGAACGAGCGCGUAUUGAAGCUGAAGAACUCGAGGCAGCACGGAUAGCGGCAGAAGAGGAAGAAGCUCGUCGUAUCGCUGAGGAGGAAGCUAAAGCAAGUUCUGGAUGGGGUAUGUUUGGUCUGGGUAAGAAGAAAGAGUCGACAAAGCAGAGACGCGAGCGAGAGGCCAAGGAGAAGAAAGAGCGCGAAGAACAAGAGCGGCUGGAACGUGAAGCCAGAGAAGCCGCCGAAGCCGAAGCCGCUGCUGCUGCUGCUGCGGAAGAGGUAGAGAGAGCUCAGAAAGAGGCUGAAGAGGCCGAGUUUGCUCGCAUCGCCGCUGAACAGGACAUGGUCCUCGAACCUGAGCCACCAGUCUCUUCGAAAGAGAAGAAAAAGAAAAAGAAAAGGGGUGUUGUUGAAGAACUUCCCCCACCUCCUCCGCCUCCACCAGCCGAACCUACGAACGACGACGACCUAUUUGAUCUUAUCAAAGAUGAAGAUGCGGGCGAACUUUUGGCCGAGCUCGAGAAACCCACUUGGAAAGAACAAAAGCAACAGGAAGCAGCUAGCGGCUGGGGCAGCGCAUGGGGUAUCUCUCUCCGCAAGACAAAGCCUGAACCUGCACCCGUGAUUCCCGAUCCGGAACCGGAACCAGAACCAGAGCCCGAGGUAGAAGAACCAAUCCUUGAAGAGCCCGAAGAGCCUCCAGAGGAACCAGAACCUGAGGUCGUCGAGGAACCACCUCCACCGAAACUCUCGUCAAAGGAGGAGCGAAGACUCAAGAAAUCCAAGAAACAUCGACAUGCCGAACCGGAACCGGAACCGGAACCAGAACCAGAACCAGAGCCAGAGCCAAUUGUCGAGGAACCAGCGCCAGAGCCGGAACCAGAACCCGAGGUAGUCGCAGUGGUUGAAAAGCCUCGUAAGAAGCUGUCGUCCAAGGAAAAGAAAAAGCUAGAGGAAGAAAAGCUGAAAGAGGAGAAACGACUGAAGAAGCUCAAGAAGAAGGGGAUAGUCGAAGCUCCUGUGGUGAUUCCUGAACCCGAACCAGAGCCUGAAGUGCCUGCUGAGAGGUCACCUGGAAUUGGCGCAUUCCCUGAUGACGACGGCGACAUGAUGGACUUUGAGGAUGCGCUAGAGCCACCACCAGAAGAGCCUGCCGAACCAGAGCCUGAACCAGAGCCUGUCGUUGAACCCGAACCAGAACCAGAACCAGUACCUGGACCUUCCAUUCUCAAGGAGUUGCAGAAGCUGAAAAAGACUAAGAAGAGUAGCAGAUCGAGAGGCAUGACUUUUGACGACCCUCCUCCACCGCCACCACCGCCUCCAGAACCCGAGAUUGACCCUGAAUCUGAACCAGAGCCAAUCGUCGAAGAGGAAGAGCCGGAGCCGGAAGCUGAACCUGAACCUGAACCUGAACCAGAGCCUGUUGUAGUGGUGCCUGAGAGGAAGCUCAAGAAGUCCAAGAAAGAUAGCAAAAGAAGGACACGUUAUGCAGAGCCGGAACCCGAACCUGCACCUGAGCCAGAGCCGAUCGUUGAAGAACCGGCAGAAGAUGCAGAGCUUGUUGACAUGGACGACGAGGAGGAAGACGCCAAACUUCCCACACCACCUCCAGAAUCUCCAAAAAAGGAGCGCGGCAAGCUGGGUCGCAGUGCUACCACCGCUGGGGGCUGGGGCCUCUUUGGCGCAGCCAAAACCACUAAGACCAGGAGAGUAUCCGGUGGUGAAGAAGGCGUAGGCAAGCCUGAUAUGCCACGCACGAAGUCGGCACGAACCUCGUCCACCCGGGACAACGAUAUGAAGUCACGGUCAUCAGGCUCGAACGAAGCGCACACAUCUAAGCCAAUAGUAUCACGUUCCAAGUCAACACGCGCUGCUACUGGACUAGGUGCCAUGUUUGGUGUUGCGGCGCCGCCCCCACCUUCGCGCUCAAAGUCGCAUCGCACCAAGACGUUAUCGCGCCGACCCUCAAUCGACCAGGAUGCUGCUAUGAUGUCGCCGCCACAAACGGAUACAGAUGCGAGGGUCCCUUCAAAGGCUGCCAAGAUGAUGGGCAUGAAAAGCUCGUCGCGCAGGACCAGUACUAGGGACGCCAGAGACAAGGGCAGGUCUUCUCGAGGUAAGCCGUUCCCCGCUAAGCACGAUGCGCCUGUCAUUGGCUGGCGUAGCCGUAAGCAAACACAUGGAGCUAACCGCAUGGCAGCUGUUCCAGACCCAUAUCCUGUAGACGAUGACCAAGAUCUUGACGAUGAGUCUCCUCCCCCAGCAACCCGUCCAGAACCAUUGCAUCGCAAAUCCAAGCGCGACUCAGCGCAACCCCUAGAACCCGUGACUGCACCGCCUAGUGCCGACGAUCCCAUCAUCGUCGACCCCAUGGAUGUGGACCCUGCCCCAGCUGAGGCUGAACGGCCCCGCCGCGAACGUGAGCGGGAGCGACCUCGUCGUGCGCGCGGCAACUCUGAUGCCAUGGGCACGCUUGCUGGUGUCGCAGGUACUGCCGCUGCUGUAAAGGGCUUCAAGGGAAUGUUUGGCCUUGGUCGCAAGAAGGUCGCACCGGAAGAGGCACCCCGCGAGCGCCGCCGCACCGCCUACGAGACUGAAGACGAGCGCAGACAUCGCAAGCGAUCGACAACCCGCGGAGGCGCAACAGAAGACGAGGCAAAGCGACUGCGACAUGAGCGCCGUAGUCUACGCAAUCCUCCGCCUGAAGAUGUUAUGAUGUCUGGCGCAAAUGGCACACCCGACGACUACGAUGCCGAGCGAGAGGCACGACGAGCUGAGCGCAGGGCUAAGCGCGAUGCGGAGAAAGGAUCUCGACGUGCAGAGCUCGAAGAGGCAGAGGCUAAGGCAGAGCGCCGCCGUGAACGUGAGCGCGAGAACGAGCGAGCGACUCUUGCGGAGAAAAAGGCUCGCCAAAUGGCUGAGUUGGAGCGUCGUAAUCAGGAGGCUGAGGAGCAACUGCGCCGCAUGGCAGAGAAGGAGGAACGCAAGAAGGCACGAGGCGGAGACGAACGAGAGCGCGAAAAACGUUCUUCACGCCGCAAAGACAAGGACCGCGAAGAACCCCGUCCGAAGGCCGAACGCCGUCGAACAACGCACGUGGACGAGGAAGCUGAACGUCGCCGUCGUCACGAAGAGCGCCGUGCUGCUAGACGCAACUCUGACUACCCAGUCCAAGCCAGCGGUGAGCCCAUCACCGACUACUUCGACGAGCGCAACGGCGCAAAACGUUCCAAACACCGCAGUUCGCGCCAGGCUGCGGAGGAAGAAAACAUGCCGUACCUCAACAACAAGAGCGGUGAUAAGACCUCCUCGUGGGUCGAGUCUCUCUCCAACGAACCACCGCUCCCUCCACCUAUCUCCGAGACGGUCCUCGAUCCCGCCCCGGGCAUGCGGGAGGAGCUCGAUGACGAAGAAACGUUCUCCCAAGACGAAGACGUCCGCCUGCGUAUCGCCGGCCGCAAAGGUCCCAAGCGUGACAAGGAGCGCGCCGAACGCCGCAAAGCCGAAGACAAAGAACGCGAGCGCGAUAGGUCUCACAAACAUAGUCGACGGGCGACACACUACGAAGGCAUGAAGGUGCCAGAGGAGGAAGUGGAGAGGAAGAGGACCUCGCGCAGGACGAGCUAUGCGCCUGCGUAUGAAGAGCCCCCUGUUCGCACUUGGGAUGGCAGACCAGCCGUUAACGGCGGUGCGCCUACUGCCAAGAGGGGAAGCUGGAUGAAGAAGUUCUUUUAA
Messenger RNA from Alternaria atra, 7233 nucleotides. RefSeq lists its product as uncharacterized. Bases 1 to 7233 code for a protein of 2410 amino acids. Lineage: Eukaryota; Fungi; Ascomycota; Dothideomycetes; Pleosporales; Pleosporaceae. The record is from RefSeq and is a predicted model, not a curated record. The transcript is spliced from 3 exons.